AGAAGAUCACCUCUCAAAAUUUGCUUUCAACUCUUGAGUAUGGGCUUUUACCAGGGUACUUCCGUUCUCCUCCUCUCUUCUCUUCUCUUCUGUUUUGGCUCUCUUUCGCUACCAUCCCAUGCUAAAGACACGCUAACACUAGGCCAAUCAAUUAGCGACGGCGAGACGCUGAUCUGCGGCGAGAUCUUCGAGCUGGGCUUCUUCAGCCCUGGUAGCUCGAAGAACCGCUAUGUCGGAAUAUGGUACUAUAACUUCUCAACUGACACGGUCUUAUGGGUUGCCAACCGAGAGAUCCCAGUGCCGGACCACUCCGGGACCCUCGCCAUCGCAGAAAAUGGCAACCUGGUGGUCCUUAACGGGACUAAGAGUGUAAUCUGGUCGUCCAAUGCAUCCAUGUCAUCGAACGAAUCGACGGUGCAGCUGAUGGACACUGGAAACCUUGUUCUCCUCAACAGCUCAGGAAGCACCGCAUGGCAGAGCUUCGAUCAUCCCACCGACACGUACCUCCCCGGCAUGAAGGUUGGGCUCGACCUUCGGACGAAUGUGAACCAGCUCUUUUUCUCGUGGAAGAGCAAAGAUGAUCCAGCGAAGGGGAACUUCUCCAUGGGCAUCGACCCAAGGCGGUCGACGCAGAUCUUUUUAUGGAAGGGGACUAAACCACGGUGGAGAUCCGGCGGUUGGAACGGGCAGGUGUUCAUCGGAAUUCAAAACAUGGUUGCAACUUACGUCUAUGGAUUCAAGCUCAGCAACUUUCAGCAGGAGCAGAAGAUGUACUUCUACUACAAUGAAUUCAAUAGCUCGCAUCGAUACGUUCUGACGUGGGACGGCAUUGAAGAGCACUUGAUAUGGAACGGCACGAAACUGGAUUGGUAUCAGUUCUGGGCGCAACCAAUUACGGAGUGUGAAUUCUAUAAAUGCGGGAAUUGUGGUAGUUGCACCGAUGGGAACACGCCGAUAUGCAGCUGUUUGAAGGGGUUCGUACCAGCGGUGGACAGGGAAUGGAACGGUGGGAAUUGGACUAGUGGGUGUGUCAGGAGGACUCCAUUGCAGUGCGAGAGGAACAGCACCAGUGGCGAGAAGGCUGAAGCUGACGGGUUUUGGAAGCUGCAAGGGGUGAAGUUGCCGGACUUGUCGGACUGGGAUUCGGAUGUGGCGGACGAGAAUGGAUGCCAAACGAGCUGUUUGAGCAAUUGUUCUUGCAAGGCCUAUGCGUAUGUGACAGGGAUCGGUUGCUUGAUGUGGGGAGUGGAUUUGGUCGACAUUCAUGUGUUCUCAAGUGGAGGGAAUGACAUGUACCUCCGGCUCGCCGGCUCGGAGCUAGAAGAAGAUACCAGGUUAUGCUAUAGUUAUAUAAUUGUUUUGACAGUGGUAUUUGUACUGGGAUGCAUCUAUGUCUUGUGGAAGUGCAGGAGAAGAAUAAGAGAGUAUUUUAAGGGAAGAAAGAGCCAAGGUGUUGGAAGAGUUGAUCAGAGUAGUGGUAGAGGAGCAUCAACAGAAUUUUCAGUGGCAGAGGAAAGGAAGGAUGGAGAACGCCAAGAGCUACCUCUGUUAAGCUUUGAUUCCAUUCUAGGUGCCACGGGGAAUUUUUCUUCUUUAAAUUUGCUUGGUGAGGGCGGAUUUGGUCCUGUCUACAAGGGCAACCUACCAGGGGGCCAAGAAAUAGCUGUGAAAAGACUAUCAAGGAGUUCUGGGCAAGGCCUGGAGGAAUUCAAGAAUGAGGUCAUUCUGAUAGCAAAAUUACAACACAGGAACCUCGUUAGACUCCUGGGAUGCUGCAUUGAGGGAGAAGAAAAGAUACUGAUUUAUGAGUACAUGAGAAAUAGAAGCUUGGAUGCUUUCCUUUUUGACUCAAGAAAGAAAGGGCUCUUGGACUGGAAGACGAGAUACAAUAUUAUCGAAGGGAUCGCACGCGGCCUGCUCUACCUUCACAGGGACUCAAGGCUACGUGUAAUCCAUCGUGAUCUAAAAGCUAGUAACAUCUUGUUAGAUGAGGAGAUGAACCCAAAGAUCUCAGACUUUGGCAUGGCAAGGAUCUUUGGGAAUGAUGACAACGAAACAAACACCAAGAGAGUAGUUGGUACAUAUGGGUAUAUGUCUCCUGAAUAUGCGAUGCAAGGAGUGUUCUCCGUGAAGUCUGAUGUCUAUAGCUUUGGAGUACUACUGCUGGAGAUUGUGAGCGGGAGGAAGAAUAGCACCUACCAUCACCCAGAAUUAUCUCUCAACCUCUUAGGAUAUGCUUGGAAAUCAUGGAAUGAGGACAAUGUGAUGGAGUUUGUCGAUCCAUCCAUAAGGGAUUCCUGUUCGCUGAGCGAAGUAUCGAGGUGCAUAAAUGUGGGGCUCUUGUGCGUGCAAGACCGAGCAAAUGAUAGGCCAACCAUGUCAUCUGUCGUUAUAAUGUUAGAGAGAGGGACUACUGCUAAUCCCCAGCCAAGGCAACCCACAUUUGCAGCAGAUAGGAGCAGCAGUGAAACUGAGUCAUCAACAUUGGAUCCCAUGGUCAAUUCAGCUAAUAUGACGAUCACUCUGCUUAGUGCGCGGUAG
Messenger RNA from Phoenix dactylifera (date palm), 2541 nucleotides. NCBI's taxonomy places the organism in Eukaryota, Viridiplantae, Streptophyta, Magnoliopsida, Arecales, Arecaceae. The record is from RefSeq and is a predicted model, not a curated record.